UGCAAGUGAAGGAUUAAACCAACAUUUAUAUAAAUACAUAACGAACAGGAAAAGAGAGAAGACACAGAAACAAAACGAAAAUGAGUUUGAAAAGAAUAUCUUUGGUUAUAUAUACUCUCUUCAUCUUUCAUCUUCAUCACACUUUUCCUUCCGUUAGCUCGCUGCCUUCUUCAGUUGAUACGAACCACAACACUCUUCCUCUCAUCAAUGCCUCCCCAAAGCCAGAUGUUGUUAGCAUCGAAGGAAAGGCUCGGGAGCUGGCUGUCGUUAUCAAAAGAGGAGGCCGUGCUGGUGGCGGCGGUAGCGGAGGUAGAAGCCAUUCAAGGGGCGUGGGACGUGUAGUUCCAAUUCAUACUGCUGGCGCUGGUGCUGGUGGAACACAUAGUUCAAGCGGCAGCUUGAAACUUGCGGUCGGUUGGUUGGGUAUAUCGGUUUUAGCCGGUUUAUUAUUGGUUUAGACUUUAGACGGGAGUAUUUGUUCGCCGUUUAAAUAUGUGUGUAAGGUUUAUGUUUGGUUUGGUUUGAGAUUGAUUUGGGGGUAAACUGUUGAUAAGCGAUUCUAUUUGUAUUAGAGUGAUUCUUUCUGUUUAUUUAUAUAUUGUUUGGUAUGCCGUAUAUACAGUUUGUAAAGUGUCAACCAUCUCAAGGUAUAAGAGAUUUUCAAAGUUA
This is a messenger RNA of Brassica napus (rape), 669 nucleotides long. RefSeq lists its product as uncharacterized. The record is from RefSeq and is a predicted model, not a curated record. The transcript has a single exon. Bases 81 to 458 code for a protein of 125 amino acids. Lineage: Eukaryota; Viridiplantae; Streptophyta; Magnoliopsida; Brassicales; Brassicaceae.